This is a messenger RNA of Ceratina calcarata, 3116 nucleotides long. RefSeq names its product forkhead box protein N3. The record is from RefSeq and is a predicted model, not a curated record. Bases 684 to 2177 code for a protein of 497 amino acids. Gene Ontology annotation, molecular function: cis-regulatory region sequence-specific DNA binding; DNA-binding transcription factor activity. Gene Ontology annotation, cellular component: nucleus. The transcript has 7 exons. NCBI's taxonomy places the organism in Eukaryota, Metazoa, Arthropoda, Insecta, Hymenoptera, Apidae. Gene Ontology annotation, biological process: regulation of DNA-templated transcription.
GAUGACGUCAAAAUAUGGCGUCUCAAUCAGCUGGGUGUUGUGCAGAGUGUGCUUGAGAUGCUCGUCUUUAGAAAAUCAACGAAGACUGCCGUCUGUCUACUCGAAUACGUUACAAAUGGCACGGUAGAAAACAGGAAGACGCAAAACGCUGUUUCAUUUCUUAAAUCAUACCGAUUUAGUUUUGAUCAUGGUGCUUCAAGCGAAUUGAGAACACCCUCGGCGUGUUAAGCGAGACGAUUAUUAAUUCAUGAAGUCGCGUGAAAAGUAUUCCAUUCUGUUUAAAUUUAACGCACCGAAAGAUGACGCGUAUGUAAAAAUACAUAAAAUAUGGUCGGUGGAAGAGCUUCGUGAACGCGUUCGAAUUUGGGCCUCCUAGCGCGUUUUAUCAUUUUCUCAUAGUAUUCUUAAACGUUAUGCAAGUUCUCUAGACGAAACACGAUGUACACGGCGUGCGAGCAGAUGCCGAGGCCAUUUUCAUGUUUGCUCCAGUUUCGUAAUCAUUAUCAACUCCAUAUUUGAAUUCAACAAGUAAUGCAGUGGCAUGUUUCUCUGGUUCCCGAAUUUCUGCCGUCUCUUCACGUGUUCAUGUUCCAUCGAUGACCUGCUUAUAUUUGUUGCAACAUUCCUUAACGCGCAAUGAUACAGGAAGAUCAUGAUCUGACGAAGAAGGUCCUUGACACAAUAUGCCACCAGAUAGACCUGAUGCAUCGGAUGUUGAAGUAGGAUUAAACAACGCGCAAGUUUUCAAUUUUAGAGAAACAGUAUACACAAUGAAAGAAAAAGAAAAAGAGAAUACAAGUAGUUAUAUAGAAGGAAAUUCAACCGACGACCUCUCCAUGUCCGAAAAAUUAAUUGAAAAAAAUAGCCAGUCAGACGAUGAUCUGACCUCUUUAAGUUGGCUUCAUCAGCAGAAUCUAUUGAAGGGUUUGGACAUUUCAAACCCUAAAGCGAUGAAAAAUGAAAAUGUUUUAAAUAACAAUGUGUGCGACGACAUGGCAGAUUUUUCCGAGAACACUAAUUCUGUGUCAAGCUUAGAUGAUGGUUAUUGUCCAGCAGAUAAUAACAUCAAGAUAAACAAUACGGCGUCGCAUGGUAAUAGUCAAAACUAUCAGCAUUCGAAUAAAAAUGGUCAAAAAUCAAUACAAAUCUUUCAGGAGUCGGUAAAAAAUCAUUACAAUACAUCACAGAACAGUCAGGCGAAGAUAUCUUUGAACAACAAUAAUCUGCCAGUCUCAAAUCGCAAUAAACACCCAACUCAUAUACCAUAUGAUCCUCAUUUGCAUAGAAACAGUAAACCACCAUAUUCAUUCUCUUGUUUAAUUUUCAUGGCUAUUGAAGAUAGCCCUGUAAAAGCUCUACCAGUCAAGGAAGUGUAUGCUUGGAUUUUGGAUCACUUUCCGUAUUUUAGGAAUGCUCCGACUGGAUGGAAAAAUUCUGUUAGACAUAACUUAAGCCUGAAUAAGUGUUUCCGUAAAGUAGAGAAGGCGCCAAAUUUGGGCAAGGGUUCAUUGUGGAUGGUAGAUUCCCAAUAUCGUCCGAACCUGAUACAAGCGUUGUCCCGUGCCCCCUUUCCUCCUCCCACUGCUCAAACUUUGUCUUCGCCCGAAAAGCAGCAAAAGAAGAGCACCAGUACACGCCUUCCAGAUCCUAUAUUGUUUCCAUACCUCUCCAAAAGACUGGCAUCGAGUAACAUUACCGAAAACACGGACACGGAAGUAGAUAGCGACGUAGACGCAGCUGCAGCUGCUAUGCUUUCUUUUAAACAUGGACCUAUUAUUUUAAACCACAAUAAAGAUCGCAAGAAGAAAGUACCGGAAUCCGAUGUGUUGGUUCCUGUAAUUACUAGAAGCUCCAGCGAGGACCAUACUUACAGUUGUAUUACCUCAGUGAGGCAGGACAGCAAAUAUUCAAAGAAGGAAGCGAACGCCGACUCUGACGAGCAGCGGAAGAUAGCAGAAGGUGCGGAUGCGCUUUUGAACUUAGCGGGUGUCACCACACCGCCGAAUCAGAGUAAGACACAUCACGUACAAGGUAUUAAUUCAACGCCAAAGUCUGAAGGUACGUCGAAGAUGAAGAAACGUUCCGCACCGAGCGAUUACUCGAGCCCACCCGAGAAAAGGCGUAAGCAUUGGCCAAAGUGGAGCGAAGGGAAACGGUAUUUAAAGCAAAUUAUAUAAGAAAGAAUCUUGGUUUUACGUUUAUACAUGUAGCAUGGCAAACUCCCUAUUCUUCUUUUUUACAUUCAAGCCCGAACUUGGCGAAAUUCUAUCACUAGUAUCGGUUUUCGAAGCAGGAACUCGAAAUUUUACAUCGCUGACAAUGAAUAUAUCGUCUUUCGAUUAAGACUAACGUUAGUAAAGAUUUGCAUCGAAGUUAUCUCCAUUCUUAGGCAUGUAAGAUGAAAGAGUGAGAAAAAUGCAAUAUAUUCUGCCGUGUUAAAAAAGGGGGAAAACUUUAUCAGGUGCAUUAAAUGGAAAAAGGAGAGUAGAAUUAUGGGGGGUGAUAGAUCGUUAUGAAGGACAAAGUAAAGGAAAAAAAAAAAUUGGCGGUCGCUCAGGGUUUAGAACUCGCUAUAUGCCAAAAUGAAUUCAUUAGCAGUAAGCAACAAGCAAUAAUAGGUGGAUAGUGUAAUUAAAAAGGAAGAGUUACUUUCCUGAACACGUUAUUAAUACGUGGACGCAAUUACGAGCAGUUCAUAGAAUGUCAAUGAACGAGAGACACUAUCGUGUACUAAAACUGAAGUAAUGAUAAACUCUUUAGACCUAUUGUGACAAUUAUACAUAUUAAUUCAUAGAGAGUUUAAUUAAUGAUAAUAGAGUUCUAUAUUAGGUUCUUUUGUAGAUAUGUAUAGAAAUAUAAUUAAUAUCUAUUGUAUAUUCUAUAGAGAAAUUGAUAAUAUAUUUAAAAAAGAUUAUAUAUAUAUAUAUAUAUAUAUAUGUAUAUACAUAUAUAUAUUCAUACACGUAUACCUACACACGCUCAUUCAUUUACACUCGAGAUAUACCUGGUCAUGUACGCAGCUGUAUGUGUGCAAAUUGCGUGCCGCAGAAACUAUCAAUAACUAAAAAGAACUCUAUAAAAAUCGAGACACAGUAUAUUAAGGAUUUGAAAUGAAA